This is a messenger RNA of Paramuricea clavata, 1788 nucleotides long. The record is from the annotation of a GenBank genome assembly. Lineage: Eukaryota; Metazoa; Cnidaria; Anthozoa; Malacalcyonacea; Plexauridae.
AUGACCCCCAAUAUUAAGGCGUUGAUAAAAGCAAGACAGAGAGCAUUUACGAAAGGGGAGACACCGAAGUAUAAAAGUUUACAUGCAAAAGUUACCAAGCUGAUAUCCAACGCUAAAGCUACGUACUACAAAUCCAAGGCUGAAGGCAACCAUCAAUCCAAUCCCGCCAAAUGGUAUAAAACGAUUUACAAGCUAGCGGCAGUAACCGAAAAUCAACAAUCUCUGUCCUCGCCUGACCACGCUGACCUAAUGGAAAUCGCUGACAGACUACAAAGAAGUUUUACUAAGCCUUGGCUAGGAAUUCAACCAGAUCUUCCCAGACUUCAAGCGGUAGAGCAUUUGCUCAAGGACAGCCACCCACCUCUACCAUCCAUUGGCCAAGUCAAAACCGUCCUAAAACACCUAAAUCCUAGGAAAGCCACUGGGUCGGAUAAUAUCCCUGCAUGGUGUCUUAAACGGUACGCAGAAGAAUUAGCACCAGUGGACCACAAUAUUGUGGUUGCAAGCAUAGUUCAAUGCAAAUAUCCCACCUCCUACAAGCAUGCAAUCAUUAGUCCCAUACCAAAGAUCCGUCCACCCACAGACCUAGAUAAUGACUUACGCCAAAUUUCCGUGCUACCACAACUAGCAAAAGUUAUCGAGAAGCUACAGCUGCAACUCAAUAAAUCCAGUUUCCAGAUCAAAACAAACCAGCACGCCUUUACGAGCGGUCACUCCACCGUGUCUGCCCUUACCUCCAUAUCUCAGAACUGGUUCGACUCAACGGACAACUCCUCAACCGGUAGACAAGGUGUCCACGCCCUAUUUGUUGAUUUCCGGAAGGCGUUUGACUUGGUCGACCAUAAGAUCCUUCUGGACAAGCUUGCUGAUAUGAAUGUAACAAGGAGUUUCUGGUUAUGGAUAAUGAGUUUUCUGGAGGGAAGAACACAACAGGUAAAUCUCCAAGGUGUACUAUCCUUUACUGCAUCAUGCCCAGCCGGCGUCCCUCAGGGAUCUGCUAUCUCGCCGACCCUAUUCAACAUACAUAUUAACGAUAUGGAGGAAAAUGUUUCUGAACAGGCAUGUGUCAACACAAUCAAAUAUGCGGACGAUUGCACCAUGGAUACGUCCAUAAGAUUAGGAGAAUCUAGCGAUUUGCAAAGCGCUCUGGACUCAGUACAAAGUUGGGCUGUGGAAAAUAAAAUGGAACUGAAUGCCAAAAAGACAAAAGAUAUGUGGAUUAACUUCACCGAAGCACCGCCCCCUCUACCACUGCAUAUAGGAGAUGCUAUCAUAGAAAGAGUCGAUAAUUUUAAACUGUUGGGAACCUGGUUCCAAAAGGACCUGAAAUUGAAUAAACAUGUCGAGGAGACCACCCGCAAAGCAGCUAAAAACCUGCACUUCCUACGAGAAUGUAGAAGAGCGAAUCUACCAGUCGAAGUGGGUCUCACCACUUAUUUAACUAAAAUCAGACCUAUCCUUGAAUAUUGUUCUCCAGUGUGGGGUGGUCUGCCACGAUAUCUAAAGGACGAAUUGGAACGUGUGCAAAGGAGGAGUCUACGAAUUAUUGGCCUCCCGCAUGGUUACCUGCCAACUCUCGAAGAGAAAAGAAUUGAAGCCACAUCGAGGGAACUCGUUAACAUCUUAGGUGAUCCAAGUCAUAUCUUUUAUCAACGAACUAUGGAACAUAAUAAACAUAACUAUAAUCUUAGGCGUAGAGACGGUAUAUUUAAAUACGCACCUUUCUCAGGCACUGAACGACACAGAAAUAGUUUUGUCCCACGAGCAAUGAGACAGGGGUUGCACUAA